This is a messenger RNA of Talpa occidentalis (Iberian mole), 1011 nucleotides long. Its product is annotated as olfactory receptor 10R2-like. NCBI's taxonomy places the organism in Eukaryota, Metazoa, Chordata, Mammalia, Eulipotyphla, Talpidae. Gene Ontology annotation, cellular component: membrane. Gene Ontology annotation, biological process: G protein-coupled receptor signaling pathway. Gene Ontology annotation, molecular function: olfactory receptor activity; G protein-coupled receptor activity. The record is from RefSeq and is a predicted model, not a curated record.
AUGGUAAAGCAGAAAAGUCUAAUGAGCAGCAACGAAGAAAAAGAAGUGAAUUUCUGGGAGCAAGCCAAACAAGCUAAUUUCUCCUCUGUCACAGAGUUCCUUUUGUUGGGAUUCUCCAACCUUGGAGAAAUCCAACUCAUCCUCUUUGCUCUUUUUCUGUGCCUAUAUCUGAUUAUCCUGAGUGGGAAUAUCACCAUUGUCACUGUCAUCCACCUGGAUCGCAGCCUCCACAUACCUAUGUACUUCUUCCUUGGGAUCCUCUCCAUCUUUGAGACAUGCUAUACCUUUGCCAUUCUGCCCAAGAUGCUCAUAAAUCUGUUGUCUCUGCUCAGAACAAUCUCAUUUGUUAAUUGUGCCACUCAGAUGUUCUUCUUCCUUGGUUUUGCCAUCACUAACUGCAUGCUGCUGGCAGUGAUGGGUUAUGACUGUUAUGCUGCCAUUUGUCAUCCACUUCGCUACCCUGUCCUAAUGAACUGGCAGGUAUGUGGACAGCUGGCAGUUGCUUGCGUUGUCAUUGGUUUUUUAUUCUCACUGACGGCUCUCUUAGUCUUUAAACUCCCCUUCUGUGGCCCCAACAAGAUCAACCACUACUUCUGUGAUGUCUCACCUAUCAUUCGACUCGCAUGUGCUGAUACCUAUGUCAAUGAAUUGGUCAUCUUCAUUGGUGGAGUUGUAGCACUCAUGGUCCCCCUGACUUUCAUCUGCAUUUCUUAUGGCUUCAUUGUUCACACCAUCCUGAAGAUCCCAUCAGCUGAAGGUAAGAGAAAAGCCUUCUCCACCUGUGCCUCCCACCUCACUGUGGUCAUUGUCCACUAUGGCUGUGCUUCCUUUGUCUACCUGCGACCCUCAACCAAGUACACAUUCAGCAAAGAUAGACUGGUGACAGUGACUUAUACAGUGGUGACCCCACUGUUGAACCCCAUGGUAUAUAGCCUCAGGAACAAGGAUGUCCAGGUGGCCAUUCGGAAAGUGAUUGGCAGAGGAGGAUUUUAUCCUAAGGCUCUAAAAUGA